AUGGCUCAGCUGCGUCCACCACCGGCGUUUGAAUUUGACAACUCCAGCUCCUGGCCCGCAUGGCUGCUGCAGUACGAGGACUACUCGUUAGCUAACGGACUUUACGCCGCUCCGACGGAGGUCCAGGUGCGCUCUAUGCUCUACUGCAUGGGCCCGCAAGCCAGCGUGGUCCUCGCGUCCUCCACGCUGGGAGAGGCGGACCUCAAGGACGUCGCCGCCAUACAGAAGGCGUUCACCGACCACUUCGUCCACCCGCCGAAUGAGCUGUACGUGUCAGCGCGCUUUCACCGCCGUACGCAGCAGCCGGGUGAGACGGCCAACGCAUUCUACACUGCGCUCUGGACGAUGGUCAAGCGCUGCAACUAUUCCUCGCCCGACGUCGAAGAGCGGCUUGUCCGAGACCAUUUCCUCGUGGGCUUGCUUGACCCCAAGCUCUCGGACCAGCUUUGUCGGAACCCGAGAUUGACGUUGCACGAAGCGCUCACGCACGUUCGCCAACACGAAGACGCUGAUAACGAGCGCAAGGCUCGUGACUCGGCUUAUUCAUCGUCGCUCGCCAUCGACGGCGCUCGCCUUCGCAAGUGUAAGCCAGCGCCAGCUAAUAAGACAACGCAGCAGCUGUGCUCAUUCUGCGGGCGCGCAUCACAGCCUCACGCCGACUGUCCUGCUCGCAGAGCGUCCUGCAGCAUUUGUCGCAAGAGUGGCCACUUCGAGAACGUCUGCCUCAGGAAGAAGCGUGUAAACGAGAAGGACACACAGAAGCCUUCUGCCAGCUCCAUCUAG
Molecule: messenger RNA, 783 nt
Organism: Dermacentor silvarum
Lineage: Eukaryota; Metazoa; Arthropoda; Arachnida; Ixodida; Ixodidae
Exons: 1
Coding region: 1-783 (260 amino acids)
Source: RefSeq, a predicted model, not a curated record